AUGACUUAUGUUUUAGUUCUAUUCAGUGCAAAUUUCACUAUUAUUUAUCCAAUUUAUAAUUUUUGAAAUAAAAAAGUUUUCAAAAAAUUAUUUCAUUUCAUUAAUAUGUACUGUAAAUUUAAUAUAAUUAUUCACUAAAAAUUGUUCAAUUAAUAGUUUAGAAUGAAAGUGAUGAACAAAAAAAAUAGUAAUGAAAGAGUAAAAAAUAUGAGAAUUAUCAAUAAAUUAAGUAUGACUACAAAAUAAGAUUGAAUAUUCGGGUUACGGAGUAGUUCAUUUUGUUCAACUAUUGGACAGCGAGAGUCAGAGAGAGUGCAUAUAUAUAUCCGGUGGAGCUACGAUUAAUUCAUCAUAAAUGAAACCCAAAGCUCAAAAACUUAGUUCUAUCUGUAAAACUCAAAAGGGAAGCUUUAUCUUUCCAAAACCCCAAAAAGAAUCUUUCUUUUUUGUUCUGAAAAUCCCCAAAGCUACCUUUGUUUGCCUAAAUGGAAGAAGACUGGGAUGGGUUUAGUCCAUUUUGGGCACAAGGAGACACCGGUCUCCGCUGCAGCCAUCGCGUCCGCCGCCAUGUCGAGUCCACCGUUUUCAGCUCCGGCAUCCUCGUCUUCCUCCUCCUUCUCUGUGCAAUUCUUUUCCUACUCUUCAUCGUUCAGCAUUCUAGUGGCUCUGUGUUUAGGCCGAGCGAUGUGAAGAAGAGUUGGGACUCUCUGAAUAUUCAUCUGGUUUUUUUGGCGAUAGUGUUUGGAUUACUGGGCAAGAACAAGAACGAGUUGUAGAAAUCGAAUCCCUCAACACCGAAUUGGUACGGUUAUAGGGACGAUGGAGAAGCUCGGAGAUCGGAUCCGCAGCGGGGUGUUCAAUAGUGAGAUGAGACCGCUAGUCGGGGUUCAUUUGGUGUCGGCGGCGGAGCUUCUGGUGGUUUGCGGCAGACUUUCGGAUCUUACCCUGAUCUCUAUGAAAUGUCACCGCGGUGGGUCUCCACCGAUGAUCAGUGGGUCUCUGGUUUAAAUUACUGAUGAAAAGCUGUAAUUCAUUAAUUGCCACUCAAUAGUAAAAGGUGAAGUACAGUGUAACAAAACGGAAAUACUUUUGGCUUUUCAAUAUAUUGCCAGAAAAUUAUUCCUAGAUAUUAACAGUGAUAAAAGUAAGCAACCAUUCAAACGGACAGAGCACCAGGAGCAACAAUUCAAUUUGCCAGAGCACCCACCCCCGCCCGCUGGAGCACCAUGAGCAGGUCUGCCGCGACCACCACUGCUUUUGGAAGCACCGGAAUCCAUACGAAACUUCUGAUCGUGAAGACCUUUAGGAGGCCUCCUUCUUCUGAGAAACGCCACAAACCUUAUUCAUGUUUGCAGUAGAGAUGGAUAUUCAAAUUUGAAAAUUUGGCUUUAGAAAGUUUUCCCGGAGUAUUUAUAGGGGGAGAAGCUGAUUGGAGGAGGGGAAAUCAAAUGGAGGAGGUAUGGAUUGAUGACUGGGCUGAUUUACAACCAUUGAUAACCGGUUGAAAUUGGGGAAAUCUAACGGCUAUGAGGAGGUCGAACUAUGAGAGAUGUUCAGAUGGCUGGGUCAAUUUACAACCCUUGAUAACGGAACUUUAAAAAUAGGAGUUUAGUAUGGCGGGUCACAAAUUUAACCCGUUUUGUGACGGAUCGGGUGUGUUGGUGAUUGGGCCGGUAGAACAGGUGGGCUGACCGGACCCGAUAUUGACUUUAUUAUUGGCCCUUUCAGGCUUUCACGUAUCCGUCGGUUACCGGCAAGUCACCGGGAAAUCAAGAAGAAGAAGAAGAAAGUCGGCCGGAAAUCAAGAAAAGAAGAAGAAGAGCAACCGAGUCAAGAAUCAUACCUGAGCGGGAACAUCUAGACCUGGCCAUAGAGCUGCCGGAAAUCUUCAGAUUCCCUGGCAUAAUUUUUCGGUAACCAACCGCCGCUUCUGUAUGUUAAACCGAAACACAGAUCUAGCCGAAACCGUAGGUUUCCCAUGGUCAAAAGACAAGAACUUUGUCCAGCUUCAAGAAAAUAAAGAGUCGAUGAAGCUUCCAGAAAAUAAGACUGGAUCAAGCUUCAGCAAAAGAAAGAUCAAGGAGAUUAUUUGAAGCUCCAAGAAAACAAAAGAAACGAGAUUAUAAGUGAGUGAGAGAGAGCACAUUCGUUCUGAAGAAGGGGAGGAAGGCAAUUAAAGUAGAUGGAUGGACGUCAUUCGAUGCUCUGAAAAGUCUUAUCGGUGACUUUAUCUUUAUCACGGGCUUCUGUAUUUGAUUCAGAUUCUGGUUGAGAAGAGGGGGGCACCUGUUGGCCCAUAUUCUAGUUCUUCUAAACGUCAUGUGGAUGCCCGGAUGCCCCACGAUGACACACCAAGUAGAUUUAUAUUCCGGGGAAUCACCAGAAUAUUAUUGUCGUCAAUGGUUUACGUGUGGAUGGGAAGGCGGAGAUGAGCCACGCUCAAUCAACGGUGGCGGUAGAUGGAUGAACUAGUUAGUGCAGAGAGAAUCAAAUGUGAGAACUUUUCAAAAAAUUCUACUUUUAACAAAAUGUAGCUUCAAAAAAAUUGAACAGAAUGUUUUUAAUAUAUUAUUUUAAUUACAAGAAAAAUUCUGGGGGGGG
Cuscuta campestris is the source of this 2601-nucleotide messenger RNA. The record is from the annotation of a GenBank genome assembly. Lineage: Eukaryota; Viridiplantae; Streptophyta; Magnoliopsida; Solanales; Convolvulaceae.